Molecule: messenger RNA, 1364 nt
Organism: Chaetomium fimeti
Lineage: Eukaryota; Fungi; Ascomycota; Sordariomycetes; Sordariales; Chaetomiaceae
Exons: 3
Coding region: 211-1323 (370 amino acids)
Source: RefSeq, a predicted model, not a curated record
CCCCUGCGGCGCGCAUGGAGAUGCGGAUAAGAACUCUAACAUGGAGGUCGGGUGCCCGGGGCCAGGCCCAGACCUGCCAACGCCGAGCUAAUAAUUGUCUCUCGCCUCCACAUUUUUCCAAGAUGAUGAUUUUCUUGGCCGAGACCUUCUGCCGUUUUCUAAAACGACACGACUCGCCAUUAUUGGACAGUAAACAAGGGGCAACCAACGAUGAAGAAGCUGCAGCGUUUCUUGCAGUCGCUCGGCACGCCGAUGCAGGAUGCUGAAGAAGAGACAUUCGAGUUGUUUUCACAGGACCUGCCCUCACAGAACCUCGGUUUCAUCGAUUCGAGAGCCACAACGGUAGAGCUCAGCGUCGCAGGACGAGACCUGGUCAUCACCCAGUCUCCGGGCGUCCUCUCGUCCAACCGCGCCGGCGGCACAACAGGAGCCGUCAUCUGGAAAAUAACCCCCCUCUUCGCCACCUGGCUCGCCUCCCCGCACAACCCCCUCUGGACCCACGACCUCCUAACCCCCUCAUCACGCAUCCUCGAACUAGGGUGCGGCAUAUCCGGUCUCGUCGCCCUGCUCCUAGGCCCGCGCGUCGCCCGCUACGUGCUGACCGACCAGCCCUACGUCGCCAAGCUGGUCGAGCAGAACGUCGCCGCCAACUGGCGCGCCGCCGCCGCCGCCGCCUCCUCCCAGCAGUCAACCUCCCAACAGUCAACCUCCCCCUCCUUCCCCCCCUCAGCCUCGGGGUCCGGGACUACGUCCGGGUCCAAAACCGCCCGCCGCUCCCGCCCGACCUCCAAAUCCCACCGCGCCUCCCCGCCACACACCUCCCGACGGGGCUCCCCAGCCGGAACGGCAGGCAACAUCUCCCGGGCGCGGGAAGCGGGGGUUUUGUUCAGGCCACUAGACUGGGAGACCGACGCGGUGACGGCGGCGCUGGCGGGUGCUGCUGCCGCCGAAACGGGGGAGAGGGAGGGGGAAGGGGCGCGGCGAGGGGGGUUUGAGGUGGUGGUGGCGUGCGACUGCAUCUACAACGAGGCGCUGGUCGAGCCGUUCGUGGCGACCUGCGUGGACCUGUGCAAGCUCCGGCGGGUGGGGGCGGAGGAGGCUGCUGCGGAGGGGGGACCGGAGGGGGAGGAGGCGUGCGUGUGCGUGGUUGGGCAGCAGCUGCGGGAUCCGCUCGUGUUCGAGGCGUGGGCGGUCAGGUUUGCCAGGUCGUUCCAUACGUGGCGCGUGCCGGAUGAGAUGCUGGUGGAGGGGCUCAGGGCGAACACGGGGUUUGUGGUGCAUGUUGGGGUGUUGAGGGAUGAUAUUAGUCUAGAGGCGAUAUGAGUCGCCGUUGUGGAGUAGGCGUAUAUAUCAUGAGAAAGGUA